Molecule: messenger RNA, 17374 nt
Organism: Podarcis lilfordi (Lilford's wall lizard)
Lineage: Eukaryota; Metazoa; Chordata; Lepidosauria; Squamata; Lacertidae
Source: the annotation of a GenBank genome assembly
GUCGAUGGGAAUUGUAGUCUGAUAACGUCAUCGCGGCGAAGCCGGCCCGUGGUAGGUGCGUAGAGCGCAUGCGCGUGGGCACCGCCGCCGCCGCCGCCGCUGCUACCGUCUCUUUCCCUUGAGCUGCAGCCAGCGCGGGUGCCGUGAGUGGUGCGUCGCUUUUUCCCAGCCGGGUGCGUUUAGUGCGCCUGCGCGAGGCCCUCCUCCUCAAGAGAGAGCUGCUGCCGCGGCUUCUGCUGCUGCUGCUGCUGCUGCUUCUCCCGCCGAGCGCUGAGGUGAAGGCGGCGGCGGCGAAAGCGGCGCCUCUAGCCGCGCCUUAAGGUGAGUUCGACUUGUGAGGAGAAAAGCGGCGGCGGCACCUCCGCCUCGUUCGCGGAGAUAGCAACCGGAUCGCUGAGGAGAGGAGGGGGCCGGGGAAGGGGGCUAGGGAAGCGGGGGGAGAGUCUGGGCCCGCACCCUCCGCCUGUCCCUCGCUUCCUCGCGGGAAAAGCGCACGCGCGGGGGGGAGAGAGCUUCUCCUGCUGGAGCCCAGUAGCGAGUCCUUCGGGGUGGGGAGAUGCACGCUGGCGCCCCUGCACGCUUCUCCCGCCGUCCUUCCUGCCGCUGCUCCUUAUGGGCCACCACGGUUAGGCUUCCCGGUGGCCACGAUGCUCGGGCUCCUCUUCUAAGUAGUGCCACCGAUGGCGAGGAUGUCCCUCGCGAGAAUGCUGGGUAGUGAGUGCCACCACACUCGUGGCGAUGCUCCCAGUGAGGCUGCUGCUUAGCGCCUCCAGGAGUAAUAACGCGCCCGGUGGUGGCACAGGUAUGGCGAUGAGGUCAUGGAUGCCGGCAUGCUUGAAGAGGGGGCUGUUAAGUAGAGCCCCCAAUAGUAAUAGUGGGUUGCAUCCCACGAGGAUCUGCUCAGAGCAGACCCAUUGCCGUGAAUGGGCCUAAGUUAAUCAUAUGCAGAGUGCGCAGCGGCUCCCCUGCCCUUUCCUUGCGAGGAAGGGGAUUCAGCAGCGUGGAGGGGGGGUUCCCUGGGUUGGGUUUGAUGAAGUCCCGCAGGGACAGGUUGUGGAGGGAGGAGAGCUGAGGACUGGUAAUGAAUCCUUGAGGGACCCCAAAAGAAAGAGGGAAAUUAGAGAAUUCUAACCCCUCACCCAAUUGAAUAUUGGACAAUUAGGAAGAAAAGUUGGACCAUGUGGAAACAGAAUCAUGGAGUCCUACUGGGUCCUUUCAUGCUGAGGUCUAUGUUGUCCUCCCCUCCCUUUAUUCUCACAACAGUACUGUAAGGUAGGUUAGGCUGAGAGGAAAUAAUAGAAUCAUAAAAUUGGAUUCGGAGUUGGAAGGCCAUACAACUUCUGUUUAAAAACCUCCAACAAAGGAGAGUCCACCACCUUCCCAGGUAGUCUGUUCCACACCAUGAAGCUUACUUUGUUUUUUAAAUAAUUUUUAUUGAUUUUUUUCUCAUAACAAAUAUCCAAUAUCCUAACUAAACAUUCAUUUUUCAAUUUCCCCCCUCCCUAUUGACUUCCCUCAGCUUCCUUGUUCUCUGUAAAUAAGAUUGUAAAUGUUUAUUUAAAUCCUGCCAACAAGUUGUUUCUGCAAAUAUAUUGUAAAAGGUUCCCAUUCUUUUUAAAAAUCACCGUUGUCCUUUUCAUACAGUUUGUCCGUUAACUUUGCUAACUCUGCAUAAUUCAUAAACUUUUCUUGCCAUUGUUCUUUUGAUGGUACAUGAAGCUUACUUUGGACUACAUAUACAUAGGAUCACACUGCUGAUGACUUAUCUGCCUGGGAUUUGUGAGCUGUGAUUUCUGCAUUGCAGGGAAUUGGACUAGAUGAUCCUUGGUGUCCCUUCCAACUACAGUUCUAUGAUUCUAUGUCCAUUAAUCCCAGUGGUCCUACUCUUGGAUAGAACUACUGUUGAAUAAAAUCCAAUUUUCAUAAUGAGACUGCUAAGGAACUACUAGUACUGGUAUACGUCAUUUUAUUGCACUUUGCAGAGCGGUAGCGUUGCUUGGGUUCCUGUUGAUUUGAAAGGGGAAUGUGCAGGAAAACUUCCUGCUCGGUUGUGUUUAGGGCUAUUGUGUGUGUUAUCACAAUUACCGUAUAUUCCAUCUUUUCUACAGGGAGCUCCAAAGUGGUGUACGUGGUUCUUGCUGCCCACCUCCCCAUUCUGUCUGCACAUCAACCUUGUCACGUAGGUCUGGCUGAGAGGCAGUGACUGGUCCCCAAGUUUGCAGCCAGGGAGCUUCAUAGCUGAGUGGUGAAUUUGAAGCUCUGAGGUUGCCCCAGCCCUCUUGGUAGGUUUGAUCAUUAUUCCUUUUCCUCAGUUUUUUCAGCUCAUAAAAAUGGGGCAGAGAUGGAGGCAUCUGUAAGGCAUUUAGUUUACUCCAGAGCCUGUACUUGGGUAAUAUUAGCAGCAGUGGUGCAAAAAGGGGGUGGGACUGGGGGCAGGGGCGGGCGGAACGUGUGUCUUGCAAUGGAACCCCAGUGUAAGUGGUUCCUACAGGGAAUCUGCAAGGGAGCCAUGGACUCAAAAAACGUUGAGAAUCACUGGACCUCAGUAUAGUGAACAUUUUUUUUUAAAAAAAAUAAUUUUUAUUAAGUUUCUUUUCUCAUAACAAAUAUCCAAUAACAUUACUAAACAUACAUUUUCCAAUUUCUCCCCUCCCUGUUGACUUUCCUCAACUACCAUUUCUGGUUUGUUACAUCAAAUGAUACAUUCUGCUGUUUGUAUACUGUAAUAUGUUGUCACAUUGUUAAAGUUCUUAUUCUCUGUAAAUAAAGUUGUAAAUGUUUAUUUAAAUCCAGCCAACAAGACGAUUGAAUUGUGCUGCUCAGAAACUGAAGGUCUGUUGAGUCAUGUCAGAAUGAGGGAGGGAGGGAGCCUCCGUGGGCAGAGGCAGUGUACCUGAGGGAAGGGGAGCGGUUGGUUGGUUGCUUGGUUUUAUUCUCAUUCUCAUUGUAUAUUUCAUGUUUUUAUGCUGUGAACCGCCCUGAGAUCUGCCAGGUGAAGGACGGUAUAGAAAUGUAAUAAACAGAAACAGAAUGUAGGGUGUGUGUGUGUGUGUGUGUGUGUGAGUGAGAGAGAGAGAGAGAGACUAAGACUAACCAACUAAAAUACCAGAUGAAUAAUAAGAAUAAUACAUAAACAAUGACAUAGUGAUUGAUGGGGGUUAUUAUUGGGUUGUUUUAUUUUGAUUUUAUAUAUUCUGAUCUUUUUUGUGAACCGCCCUGAGACCUCCAGGUAUAGGGCGGUAUAUAAAUUCUAAUAAUAAUAAUAAUAAUAAUAAUAAUAAUAAUAAUUCUUGUUGUUUCUGCAAAUAUAUUGUAAAAGGUUCCCAUUCUUUUUCAAAGUCACUAUUGUCCUUUUCACGCAAUUUGUCCGUUAACUUUGCUAUUUCUGCAUAGCUCAUCAACUUUUUUUGCCAUUGUGCUUUUGAUGGUACUUCUCCAGUCUUCCAGUUUUGAGCUAUUAAGAUUCUUGCCGCUGUUGUAGCAUACAUAAAUAGGUUCCGUUUUUCUUUUAGCAAUUCUUGUCCUAAAAUACCUAACAGAAAAGCUUCUAGUUUUUUAACAAAUGUUAUCUUAAACAUUUAAAAAAAUUCAUUAUAUAUCAUUUCCCAAGAGUGAGUAUAACUUUUAUAUGCACUGAGAAAACAACAAAUUUGUGUGACUUGCUUUAUUGUGAUGUUUGCUUUAUUGCGGUAAUCUCCGACAGAACCUGCAAUAUAGCUGUUUGUGUUACAGGCAUCCCCCCCAACUUAAGCGGGGAUUACAUUCUGGGCCCCUGUGUGCAUAAGCGAAAAUCACGUAAGGGGGGGAGUACCCUAUAAAAAGCCUCUAAAUGCCUCUCCCCCCCCCCCGCUCUCCAGUUCUCUCCCCCACACACUCUCCAUGCAAUACUCUCUUCAACUAGAGUUGAAGCUUUGGGGCUGUCUGGAGGCUGGAGGACACGUGAAAAAGCGGCGGCGGCGGCUGCACUACUGUACCCCCUGCACUUCUUGUCUCUCUGGGGUUUCUUCCGCCCUCAUUGAAGUUCUUUUUGAGCUCCCAAGAGGGUCUUUUUGCGAGCCAGAAAAACUCUCCAGUUCUGUCCCACCAUCUAUUUGUUUAUUUCCUGGCUCUGUGCAUAUACGUGGUCAAGUUGGUCAUGUGUAAGGUGGGGUGUGUGUGUGUGUGUGUGUGUGUGUGUCUGUAUUAGUGUAGCAGUAAUGCUCUUAGUAAUAAUUAUGCUACUAAUUGUUGUGAUUAUUGUUUGUGGUAGUGAUAAUGCUCCUAGUAAUGUUACUACCACCUAUCCAUUGAAUUAUUUAAUGUUGGUUUUAAAGCAGUGCCAGCAGUAGUGCUAACGCUCUUCCUCCUCCAUAUCAUCCAUCAUUACCUGCACCCACAGUAGCAGUAAGAACUUAAGGAGAUCCCUGUUGCCAGGUCCACCUAGUCUAUCAUCCCUCCUUUCCUAGUGGCUCCUCUUCCUGCCCACCUUCUGCGGGAGAGACUCCCUGUUUGAAACCUUAGAGAGCUGCUGCCAGUUAGUGCAGACAGUAGUGUGCUAGAUGAACGCAAGGGUUCAUUUGACUUUGUUUAGGACAGUUUUCUGUUUUCCUGUGUCUUCUGAACCUCAACUUGUGGCGUGUUUCCUUCAAACAAGCCACGGCAUUAACCAAGGUUUGUUCUUGGCUUACCACUUGUGGUUUGUUUGGAGGAAGCAAAAGCAAGAGUCCAGAUCUGGGCAGCACAGCAAGGCCAACUCUAGAUUGUUUUGUCUUUGAUACAUAGGAACAAGGUUGAAUUUCUUUUGAGAAGUGAGUGCUGGCACCCUUCUCAUUCUGGAUAAACCAUAAGUUGUUUUAAAACUGUGGCUUAAUGUGACAUGACGGUCUCUGUAUGUGUAAUAUAAUACAUUGCCUGUACUACACCUUGAGGCAAGAGUCCUGCUAUAUCUGGUGAAAGCACACCUGGAGCAAUGCUGCAGUGAGACGGUUCCCUCCGCAGUAACAGCUCAAAUUUCCUAUAAUAUGAGUGCAGCAUUUUAUCAGACUUCUUUGGAGACUCAGACAUAGAAGAUGGGGUUUUGCUGCAACAGCAGCAAACCCUCUUUUCUCCUUAGGUUGUUUGCGGGCUGACCUUUAAACUCCCAAACUCUUAAUUUCAUUUCAUUUCUGAAUCUUACUAUUAGCAUUUGUUGGUAUUGCAAACCCAGAAGACUUGAUUUCUUAAAUCACCCAGACCUUGCAUGUUUGAGAGUCUGACUUCCCAGUUUAACAACAACUUACACAUGACAGUUUGUAUUACUUUUUGCAGAUUUGCACAGAUGUGGAAUGGGAGGCAAGCUUUACCAGCUUUCUGUUUUAAAAUUUUCGAAUGGAAAAUAUGUUUAAUGGGGAAAAACAAUGAAGUGUCUUAAUUCAGUUAAGAGUUAUAAUAUAUGCAAAAUAAGCUGAGUGACUCUGCCAUAGCAACUGGGCAGUGCUGAAUUAAUUAACAGUUGUAGUGGGAAAGGAAACCAUUGCCUCUGUUCAGAUCCAAAUGAAUAGACGUAAACUUCUUGAUGAAUCACGUCCGCACUUUUAAAGCACUGUUAAAGCAUGUAGCUUUCCCCAGAGAAAUCAUGGGAACUGUCAUUUACCCCUUCACAGAGCUGCAAUUCCCAGCACCCUUGACAUACUACAGUUCCCAGGAUUCUUUGGGGGAAGCUGUGGGUUUUAAAUGUAUAGAAUAGAUUUGACCUCAGUUGUUUCUCUCUGGACCCUGCCUUUGAAAUUGUUUUGCUUAGGUCUGGUCACCUUAAGAUCAAUGGCAUAGUGUCUUUUCAGAUUGAAAUGUACUACUGUUUUUUUAAUACUGCCUUUUUCUGAUGUAGGAUUUGUGCCAGUGACUCCCUUGUGCAGGGACUAGGUGUAGCAUUCAGAAGGGUCCUGGUAGUAGAUAGCUGCAUAUGCUGUGUUUGGGUCUGAAUAGAGAGAAUGGUUUCUUUUUUGUCUUUGCUGCCACUGUCUACUGCAGCUACCCCUCUGGAAGUUAUUUUUGGGAAAAGCAAGUGCAGAACAAGAGAGCAAGUGUUGAAGGACAAAGCCCUGGGUAUGGCUGGUAACUAGCUUAAAAACCAACCCCUAAUUUUUCUCCUGCCUCUCAAGUCAGCGCUUACACAAACACUAAAGAAUUUAUAACAUCAGCUUUAGGAGACUGCCAUCACAGUCCAAGAGAUGGUCGCUACAAAGUGUGAUAAUGGCUUUAAGAAGCUUUAAAAUUUGUCAUUGGGCAUGAUUGAACCUCUGUGUUCAGAGAUGCUCCACCUUGGAAUAUCAGGUGCUGGUGAGCAAAUGGGAAGGCUGUUGCAGGAUGAGGUAGACUGUGGUCUGAUCCAGCAGGACUCAUGUGGGUUGUAGGUGUAUUGGUGCAAUGGGCUUCUAGUUUUAAUUUGGGGUUUGUGUCUGUGAUGUGUGCCUUGGCUGCCUUAAGUUUGGAAAACCAUUAUUUUCUCCCUGUUUUCUUGUAGGAGACACCCUCCUUUGAAUUGGCUUGCACUUCCAUCCCGUGAAGUGCCCAGAUCCUGGCUUGCUAGUUUUCAUAGCCAUGGCAACGGAAGAGAAGAAGCCAGAUUCAGAAUCAACCAAAACACAAUCAACACCCUCCUCUUCAACCAAUCAGAGCAAGGUGUGUGUCAGGGCUUCUGGGCUGUAAUUCUGUCUGCAAGUUCAAAUAGUCUGAGGAUGGUAAACUCUUGUGUGUGGACCUGAUUUUAUGGGGCAUGUUUGUUGGAUACUGUUCAGUUAAGAGCCCAAACCCAGCUCCGACUCUUCUGUCACUAGAGGCAGAUCUAGAUUCAUUCAUAAGGAUCUAACUGCCAUGCUGUUUACUGUUGCCUGCUUAUAGGUUGCCUCCCUUUGGAAAGUAUCAAAAGGAAUUGUAAGGGAAAGUUCUAAUCCAGCUCUUUCCAAGCAUCUAACACAGGCUUUCUCAAACUCGGCCCUCCAGAUGUUUUUGGCCUACAACUCCCAUGAUCCCUAGCUAGCAGGACCAGUGGUCAGGGAUGAUGGGAAUUGUAGUCUCAAAAACAUCUGGAGGGCCGAGUUUGAGGUAGCCUGAUCUAACACAACACAGAAGGGUUGUUAGAGGUCAAACUAAACUUGAUCAUUUUGAUUAGGUCCGACCCCCAUCCAUCUUGGGCUCCCUUAUCUUUGAGUAUUUCUGACUGUUUCCUGAAUACCUGUUGGGUUUGGAUCCUGCCUGCCUGGGACAGCAAUAACAGGUGCUGUGGCAGGCCACCUGACAGACCACAGCAUGCUAAGUCAGGCUCAGAGAGUCAUGCAAGUUUUGUAGGGCUGUUCUUGAAGCAUCUCUUUGUGGUUUUCUUUUCUCAGCCUGCCCCUGUAAAACCAAACUAUGCCCUGAAGUUCACGCUGGCAGGACACACAAAAGCUGUCUCAUCAGUGAAAUUCAGUCCCAAUGGGGAGUGGCUGGCCAGUUCUUGUAAGUAUCCAUUCUGACAUGGUCAAGAGGGAUCCUUUCCUGACUCCUAUUCACAUUUAUUUCUAGGGCUGUUUCCCAGUUCAAGAAAUCUAGUGUUCAUUGUGUUAGCACAUGCAUCAAGCAAGAGCCAAACCCUCUUUGUUUUUUUGGAUUAUUCAUUCUUGGGGCAAAGAUUAGGCAUUCUCUCCUGUCCGAGAAGGUGGGAAGCUGCCUUAUACAUGGUCAGACCAUUGGUCCAUUCAGGUCAGGAUACCAUCGAUACUGACUGGCAGCAGAUCUCCAGGAUUUCAAGUGGGGGGUUAUUUUCCAACUCUACCUCAGUUUGCCAAGUAUUGAACCUGGAACCUUCUGCAUGCAGAGCAGAUGCUCUUCCAGAGUGAAUGUCCCUUUUUAGAUGGUUCUUACCAUUGCUAAUUUCACACUUGGGACUUCCUGUACACUAUGAAAACUAAGGGAGGGAGGGUUUUUUGGGUUUUUUGCUAGAGGGAGCAUUUAGAAAUAUCCUAUUUACAGUCUGCAUUUGAAACUGAAUUAUAUGCCUUGUGCAAGUCAAGUACAUUUGCACAGUUUCCUACUCAGAUGUGAGAGGCGUGAAAAUUCUUCUGCUUAUAUCAUAUGUUGGUGGGCUGUAUUUAUGUAUUCACUUAAACAAAUGCAUCUUUAUAACCCCCAUCUUCUCUAAAAAGAGGGCAAAAAAGAGUAUAAUCAGAGUUCAAAAAUACCUGCAUGCCUCCCCACCCCUGUGUUGCAGGGUCAAGGUGCCUAAAAUAAUUUUUGUUGGUGGAUUCUCUUCUUUCUUUUAGCGGCUGAUAAGCUUAUAAAAAUCUGGGGUGCCUAUGAUGGCAAAUUUGAGAAAACCAUAUCUGGCCACAAGCUGGUGAGUACUUCCCAAUUAAUAAGGGGAAUGAUUGAAGUGUUUGUCGCAGAGUUAACUGGACAAGUGCCUCAAGAUGUAACAGUGGCUUCUGCCUAUGCAAAUAAGGAAUCGGUGGCUGGGGAGUUUUAACCAUCGUCUUGCCUGGAGGAAUUUAGCCUAUGGGGGCAUGGGGAACAGGUUACAACAGUUGCUUUUUGAUUCAGGAGUAGAUCGUUAACCAUUUCUGUUGCUUGGGUUGUUUGGUUUUUAUGCCUGCUAGAACAUGAGAAAAGUUCAUUGCAAAAUAGUACAUGAGAGAGAAGGAGUUAUUUGGCUAACCCUUUUUUUGGUUUCUGUUAUGCUCUGCUGCUUGGAGGGAGGGGUUUUUUUUUUUUGCUAGAGGGAGCAUUUAGAAAUAUUAUCCUAUUUGCAGUCUGCAUUUGUAACCACCUCAUUCUUUGUAAAUUGUACACAGUUUCUCAGUUAAAAACAGGCGAAUGACUUUUUGUAAAAAACUAAACAUUAUCUGUUGCAGGGAAUCUCUGAUGUCGCUUGGUCAUCUGAUUCAAACCUUCUUGUAUCUGCUUCAGAUGACAAAACUCUCAAAAUCUGGGACGUGAGCUCGGUAAGAAGCUUGUAGUUGCAUCCCCUACUUGUUUUGCUUACCACCCAGCCAUCUUGGAGAGCCUUAACUGGAUUCUAAUAUGACUGUCUAUCUAUAAUGGUGCUCCUGAUCCAGCUAAACUCACUUCUGACUUUUCAUGGCACUGAAUCACAAACUCAGCUUUAUCAGGACUUCUAGGUUUUCCUGUCCAUUGAACUGAGUCUGCUCUUGGUUGUUAAAAGGCUAGAUUAAAAGUUCAAAAUAAAUUUACCUCAAUUUAUAUCCUGUUCAUUUUACAAAAUGUUGCCAGCAGUCUGUGCAUAACGAAUACAUAAAAACUACCUGUGUGGUUAAAAUAAAUCUUUAAGGGAUCCGUUCUGAUAAUUCAGACAAUGUCAGAGACCCAUUUUAGGCAGUAAUAUAAUCCUUUUUGUGUGUGGAUUAUUAUUAUUAACAGUCCAACCUAUAAACAAAUACCUUCACCCCUUAAUGUGGACCCAGCCAUCAGAUAUAUAGCCUUUAAAUAUCUUAAACUGCUAUGGAAAAUUUAACACACAUUUUCCUUCUCAUGGGUAUUUAUGUUCCUGACAACAAAAAGAAGUUUGUGUUGGCUUAACUUUGAGAGCUGUAGUGUACAUAUUUUCAUUGAAAUGUGCAUGGAUAACAAAGCAUUUUUUUAAGGCCAAGAUUAGCGAGUUUGUCUUAACGGUUGUUUUGCAGGCUGAAUAGUUUUUAAAUGCAGUUCCCUUUUUGGUUAACUUUUUGAAGGGGAGAUAUAGGAAUUCCCUUCCUGCGUUGCUGGCUCAUUGUUGGCCUGUUAAACCUGUUAGUGGUUCAUUCCACUAAUGGUACUGUGGUCACUUAACAUUGGGGGAUGGGGAGCAGGGAACCAGGACAUCCUGCAGAUGUAGCUUUGUCUCCAGGUGAGCUGACACUGGUUCUCUCCCACCCAAUAGCUGAGCAUUUUAAACUUGAGUCCCAGGCCGGUGUGUGUUAUCUCUAGUGUCUGCACCAUAUGGUACUACAUUCCUCAACAUGCAGCCAGUCCUAAGAAUAUGGAGCUCUGGCCCAUUUACUGUUUUUAUUAUCUUUUUAGGGGAAAUGCUUGAAAACCCUGAAGGGGCACAGCAACUAUGUCUUCUGCUGCAAUUUCAACCCACAGUCCAACCUCAUUGUCUCAGGAUCGGUGAGCAUUUGCUUUUGCUGAAAAGAGGCAGUGGGUCGCUCUUGCUAUCUCUUUCAUAAGACAGAAAAUGGUGGGCCGAGCUCUGACUCAGAUCUCUAGCUGUGUUGCAGCAGGCAUUAACUGUUUUGUUUCAGGGCAUCAUGGUGCUGGUAGGACACAGUUUCCUCUUGCCAUGGCAGAUAUUCAACUAAUGUGGGGUGGAGAAGAGAGAUAUUGGCCAAGCAUCUGCUCUGUUGUUGAUUUCAUCAGUGAACACACCAUUGUGAUAUUUGAGUCACAAAGGUAGAGUCCACAGGCCUAUAAAUCACACAGGCUUAUGCAGAGGCAUUUCCUUACCUUAGGUUUACACAGGUGCAGAACAGGUGCAAGGAGAACAGGGUGCCUGCUCCUUACCAGGCUAGCUGAAAGCUGAGUUUUUCCUGCACAAGCAUUAUUGGCACAUUCUUAAAACAGUCUGAGGAAGCGGGUGAUCCCAACAAUUUCCUCUCACACUCUAUUACAGAAAUUACAUCUCUUCGCGUGUUAGCUAUCUGUUAAAGCAUAUACUGUAAUUUCCACUAAUUUCCAAAAUGCAUAAAGAUGACAAGCCAUUUGGAUCUGGGCCUCCUGCUGAAAGGCAGGAGUAAGCCCUGUCUAUCUCUGCUUUUUGUGAGUUGGGUGUCCCUGCAGUGCACUCUAUAGAGCAGCUGCUAUAUAAGCUUGUGAUGCUCCAGGACAGUUGGAAAGGCCCCCCUGGUUGUUAAUUUAAGUCCCAGGGUGAACCUUCACUAUCUGUCUCUGCUGUAGUUCAAACUCGGAUGUUCUGUGCAAUGGCUGUGUAACAGGACAGCAAGGAAAAGGAACAAAUAUUGGCAAUAAAACUUUUUGCAAUGGAGGUAGUGUUGUUUGUAAAAUCUCAGCUGUGCAAUAAACCUUGCCCUGAUUUCACACAGAGGUGCUUGAACAGUGACUUCUUGCUUUGGAAAGAGGAGAGAUGAUGGAACCUGAUUCUAGGUUUCUUGUGAAGAUAUUAACCACAGAGAAAUCUUGUCCCUGAUUUUGUCAAUGGAGUUCCAUUACAAGUAGUUGAAAUUUUAAGAGACAACACUGAAAUCUUCUGAGUUUAUUCCUUUGUUUUGUCUCCAGUUUGAUGAGAGUGUGAGGAUAUGGGACGUCAAAACCGGGAAGUGCCUAAAAACCCUGCCAGCCCAUUCUGACCCGGUUUCAGCGGUAGGUCCUCUUGGGAUGAGUUGAGAUGAGCUGGGCUGUCCCUUAUGCUCCCCCACCCCCGCCCCAUCCCAUGACAAAGUUGCCUGCCAUCUGUCAGUAACAUUUCAAGCUUCUUGAGUGAACUCCUGGUCUUCCAGGCUGAGCAAGUGGAGUAAAAUAUUGCUGCUGCUGCCGCCACCGCCUUGUUUGGCUAAUGGUUCAGCAGUGUCAGCUGGGGAGGAAAGCUUGCCCUGCUAGAUGUGAAAUCCUACAUCUGAUGCUUACUCCAGCCAUAGGAAUACAACACUCCAUGCCAUAGCAGUCUUUGGCUCCAGGUGGAUGUCUUGCACCUUAAAUUCUGCAGUAAACGUUCAGCAAACUGGCAGAGUCUCUUAAAGAGCAGCAGUGUAUUUAAAUUGGGUCUUGGUAUGGGGGGCAUUCUGGCACCAACCUUAGGGAAUUUUCUUUCUGAAAAAGGUGCCUUGUACCACAGAUGCAAUAUUGCCUCUUGCUAAGCCACCAAAAUAAUGUUUAUUUAUGUGUGGCAGUAUAAAUUCAAUUAAUAAUAAAUUCUUGCCUCCAGGUGCAUUUUAACCGUGAUGGCUCCCUGAUAGUGUCCAGCAGCUAUGAUGGCCUCUGGUAAGUGGGAGAAGGAGAGAAGGCUGGGUUUAGAUCCUGAGUUUGUGAGGUGGGGGCAUUCAGCCACCCCAGGAAUGAUGGGUAGAGAAUGGGUCCAUCUGUCCACAAUUUUGACUUGAUUUCCAGUCCCUCCCUCCAACCCCCCAAGAGGCAGCUCUUUUGUUCUCCUGCCGCUAAACUGGCUCAGACUGGCUGUAUCUUAAAUAUUGAUAAUUUUAAGCCUCAACAUUGGAAGAAUAGGUGUGUGUGCACAUGUGUUGUGUUUGUGGGAGAUCUGCGUCACUUGCUUUAAUUAUUUAAUCUGAUGUUUAUGCAGGUUCUGACCUAUAAAAAAAAAGAAAAAGGAGCUGUCACACAGUGCAUAGGGGAACACACAGCUUUCAUGCAAAAGGUCCCUGCAGCAUCUAUAAUCAUCGUUUAUUUAUAUGUCAUGUUUACAUUGUUAUACCAUGCUCAGGUCAGCUUACGUAAUUACAAAAAAAAAAAUCAACCAUAUCCAGUCAUAAACAAUACAUGAAAACUUUUCAAUAAGUAUAGAAGGAUUUAUUUUUUUACAGAAAACCCAAAUAAUUCAUAAAAGGUAUAACAAUAAAGAUAGAAAAGCCUAAUUCCAUUAACAGCAAAGCUUAUUCACACACACACACCUUGAUUAAACCUUGACACCCUCAACAGAGACGCCUUCAUGUCCCACCCCAUGAGUCUCUAAGCCAGGCAUCCCGAACCUUCGGCCCUCCAGAUGUUUUGGACUACAAUUCCCACCAUCCCUGACCACUAGUCCUGUUAGCUAGGGAUCAUGAGAGUUGUAGGCCAAAACAUCUGGAGGGCCGUAGGUUGGGGAUGCCUGCUCUAGGCAUUCUGAACAGUAGGUCCUGCAGGACUCACAUUUAAGAUGAUCUCUGGCCCCUUCAGCAGCAACAGCGCUUGCAGGACUUGUUUGGAGCUCUCUCAGGCCAGGUGGGAAUAGCUCAGCAAAGCAGGGAGCAGGUCACCUGCAAAUACUUCAGCAGUUAAGAGCAGAGGAUAUACCAACUGUCUGAUCCUCUGCUUUUGCCAAACGUGUGUGUUGUCCCCCUUGGCUCUCCCCCCCAAUCAUAGUUUUUUGUUGCCUUACUAAUGGUGACUUUUAUCUUCACCUUGCAGCCGAAUCUGGGAUACAGCAUCAGGACAGUGUUUGAAAACACUGAUUGGUAAGUUUUUUGUGUGCGUGCUCCAAAGGCCUCUGCUAACUUAUCCCGCAAUAAUAGCCUUUCAUAUGAAAAUUAUGGUUUCUCUUUCCCUUCGCUGCAGAUGAUGACAAUCCCCCUGUGUCUUUUGUGAAGUUCUCUCCCAAUGGCAAAUAUAUUCUAGCGGCAACGUUGGACAAGUAAGAGUCAAGGGGUGUUGUGCUGUUUUUUCAGAGCAAAUAAAUAAUUAUUGUGGCAGGGUUGCUCAGCUUUAUCAAAGAAACAAAACUUCGAAAUACAGGGGCAUUACACCUCCUGAUUUACUAGAUCACAACCAUACAUAUUUAAACAUUAGCUAAACUAGCACAACAGCUUGGAGAAAGAAGUAUGUGCAGUCAUAACCAUCCAGACUUCAUUCUUGUUGACAGCUUUGAAUAUGUUUCUGCAUAUAUAUUGCGCUCUCAUUUUUCUGGCCAAUUUGAAACCUAAGAUAAAAGACCACUCUUUUCAGUUCCAGGGAUCCAUUCUAGAAGAUGAGAAGUAGCGGUGGGAACAGAGUGAUUGUGAGGGCAAGUUGCUGAAAGGGUGAACUGUGAGAGUUCAGAAACAAAUUAAACUCUAGUGAGGAGGGAGUUGAACAGAGAUCUGAGUGGGGGAGGUGCAAUGAGCUCACAGAAAAAUGGCCGCUGCGAUACAAUGAAUGGCAAUGGGAGAGAGAAGUCACUCUAAAGUUUAGAUGAGAAGAAAGUCUCUUCUGUGGGUAAAGACAUAAAAUAUGAUAGACGUUUGAUGAAGAGGCUUAAAACUAGUAGAUACAGUGGUACCUCGGGUUACAGACGCUUCAGGUUACAGACUGCUAACCCAGAAAUAGUACCUUGGGUUAAGAAAUUUGCUUCAGGAUAAGAACAGAAAUCGCGCGGCAGCGGCGGGAGGCCCCAUUAGCUAAAAUGGUACCUCAGAUUAAGAACAGUUUCAGGUUAAGAACGGAUCUCCAGAACGAAUUAAGUUCUUAACCCAAGGUACCACUGUAGUUGCUUUAGAUAGGCAUGAGGAUGUAUGAAACAUCUGAACACCCUAGAAGCCUAGAUACUAUUUUAAAGUAUUGUGCUUCAUUUCCCUGUCUUUUUCUCCAGCACUCUUAAGCUUUGGGACUACAGCAAAGGAAAGGUGAGUCUUGAUAUUUUCCUUAACAGAGAGCUUACUAGGGGAAGUCUUUUUAAUAAAUGUUUCGGUUGGCUGGUUGGUUCCCCCCACCUUUUACUUACAGUCCAAAUUUCUGUGUGUAUUAACUCAGAAAUAACUCACUGGGUUCAGUAGGGCUACUCCGUAGUAAACGUUUUAAGACUCCAGCCAUAGGUUAUUAUUGUAAUUUUUCAGUUCUAUACCGCUUUAUAUUUUCAAGAAAAAAAUCUCAAAGUGAUUUACAGCACAUUAAAAUAACAAUCCACAGUAAAAGAUUACUGAAGAAAGUAAAACAAGUAAAAAUGUGAUCUUAAAAAUGUGUCACUGGAGUGAAUUGUGCAUUGAUUCACAUGCUGGGGGGGGCAGGGAAAGAUGACUGUAAUUGGUAAAAUGUCCAACUGAAUUGUUAAAUAUAUUAACGUUGACAAUAUACACAAUUCAUUUUUUGCUUUUCUAUCUUGAGAAACAAAAACAAAAAAGGCCAAAGAUGAUUAUAAUGGCACCCGCAACCCACGUUUAAGGGGCCAUUUGGCGAAUAGCUUACACAUCUGAGUUUCUAACCCUGGUGAGCACAGGUUGCUGGAUCCAGCAUCUAAGCUCUUAUUAUGUUCUGUUGUAAAGCUCGGUCAAGGAAAUGUGCUUGAGAGCUUCUUUUUCUGCCUCUGACUUCUGUGGUGUAUUCUGUGGUCUUUUUAUAUUCCAGUGCCUAAAGACCUACACAGGCCACAAGAACGAGAAGUACUGCAUCUUUGCCAACUUCUCUGUUACUGGUGGAAAGGUGAGAAUUUCUUUUUCUGGGCUGCUGUGGAAAGGGUUUUGAGCCUAAAUCCUCAAAAUCAACUCAUGGUUUUGCUUUGAAAAUAAACAGGGUUGCUCAGUCCUUGUAAACUGUUCUCUAGAGUUCAUUAAUAAAAAAUCCUGCAUGCAUCAUUUUAAUUGGCCUGGGAUGAGGUUGCUCCUUCUUCCCAUUUUAAUACAUUUGUUUUCUCCCUCAUUUAGUGGAUCGUUUCUGGUUCAGAGGACAACCUGGUUUACAUUUGGAACCUCCAAACGAAAGAGAUUGUACAGAAGCUGCAAGGGCAUACAGGUGGGAGGUCCCAGAAUAUUUUAAGUGGUUUACCCCCAAGUGGUGUGAACUCACAACUAUUUUGGACUGCUUACUUAGCUAGGAAAGGAAAACCUAACUAAAUAGGAUUCCCCCCCAGCAAGCAUCCCUCUCCAGUGUCUCAUGUCUUUAGAGGGGUUGCUCUAGAAGUGUGUUGAAGAUGGUUCACUGAGGACUAGUGAACUUGCUUCUGAAUGCUUUGGUACAGAAAUUCUGUCAUGGGUGUGUCCUUGACUUUAAAGGAGUAAUUGUAUUUGAUUAAUCAAGAAGAUUUCUUAUCCUUCAUAAUCAGUUCGUAGUAGAAUACAGUGGACCCUCCGGAUACGAACUUAAUUCGUUCUGGGGGUCCGUUCACACCCUGAAAAUUACGCGCAGAGUGCUUCUGUGCAUGGCGAAACCCAGAAGUAUACACUUCCGGGUUUGCCGUGGCCGUUACCCAAAGAUUCUGUAUCCAGAGGGAUACGUAAGUAGAGGUACGACUGUAUACAAUUUUAAAAAUUAUUACAAUUAUAAAAUGCACAAAAACCUUUCUAAGUGGAACAGGGCAGUGUAAAUUCAUCCUACUGAAUGAAAUUCCUUAACUAUUAGAAGAUAGGUUUGGCAAGCAAUUAGGGCAGGUCCAUUAUAGCUUAGUGGUUAGAACAUCUGCUUUGUAUGCAGUCCCAGGUUCAAUCCCCAGUCUCCUGGUGUAGGGAUGGGAGAGAUUCCUACAUGAAACCUUGGAAAGCCACUGCCAGUAAGUGCAGACAGUACUGAGCUAGCAGCAAACUUUUGUGGGUUUAUUUUGCAGGUUACCUUCAACAAUCGUCCACUAACCCAAGCAGAUUGAUGUUUUGUUUUGUUUUUUUACUAAAUCACUGGAUGACCAUGCCUUUUGUUGCUUUCUGUCUCUCCCAACAGAUGUUGUGAUCUCUACAGCUUGCCAUCCAACGGAGAACAUCAUUGCCUCAGCAGCUCUAGAAAACGACAAAACAAUUAAACUUUGGAAGAGUGACUGUUAAAAUGCUUUCAGCAUCACUUCAGAGACUGCUGGGGGGUGUCUGGAAAACAUGGGGGUAUUUUGUGUUUGUGUUUUUUGAAGACCCAUUUGCCAGGAAACAAAGCAACCUUUGAGAAGAUGAUUUCUCCUAGUCUUUGCCCAAAGAACUUCUCUCUUUGGCUUGUCUCCAAACUGGGCAAAUAUAGGUUUUUUGUGGGGGGGAAAUAAUAAAAAGGUUCUGUUUUCUUUGAUGAAUUGGCGGCUUUUCCUAUUGGGAAGCCAUUAACUAUUCUCUCCUUGGAGAAUUAGAUGGCAUCCUCAUUCCUUGGAGGGAACACUGUCUCCUAACAGCAACCACCGCCAAGUCAUAAACUUAGAAAGAAUCUGGAUAUGUUAACAUUCUUAAAGAAAAAGAAAAAAAGAUCCAGGCAGGUAGGCCCUAGUACCUAAAACUUUAAAUAGAAGAGCCAUGGUGGCUCAUUACUAAAGGCAAUUUUUUUAACGUGACCAAACAAGUGUUCUUUUGCCUUGCGCCUCUUCUCAUUUCCCACCCACCCAAGUUUCCAGAACCUGUGAUUAAAUCACCCUUUCUUUGUCCUUCUGUGUAAUGCACCCUGUUCAUCAUGCUCUCUGAUAGAUGCUACUUGACAGUAAAAGUCUAUUCACGCUUUUCACCCCACCCCCACCCCCACCCCAAAUUAUCUGUUCAACCUCUGUCCUCCAAAGUCCUUGCUUGUGGCUUUUUGUUUGUUUUUACUUAAAAAAAAAUAUUCUGGCAAAUUUCACAAACUCUGUACAGUUAUUUCAGUGUAAAAAACAAAAGAAAAACACUUUUUUAAUCUUGGAAACCUCAUUGUAUGAGCUUGUAUUUGCUAAUGGUAUGGCUUUAUUCUAUCCCCCCCUUCCACAUUGGUAUAUUCCUUUUCUACCCUUUCUUCCCUCCUCUGCGCUUAUCAAUAUUUUACACAUCAAACCUGGUUACCAUAUGCACAAUAAAAAGGUGGGAUUUUUUGUGAA